Messenger RNA from Miscanthus lutarioriparius, 4248 nucleotides. The record is from the annotation of a GenBank genome assembly. Lineage: Eukaryota; Viridiplantae; Streptophyta; Magnoliopsida; Poales; Poaceae.
AUGUUCCUCAAGAACAAGGCCCCGACCGCCAGAUCCGCCGUCGAGGCGCUCCCAUUCGCCGUCGUCGUAGUCGGCCAGGAAGGCGAGGGGGAUGAGUGCGCGGUCUACAAGGACGGGGUUGCCGCCGCCGGCGUGAAUAGCACCUGUUCUUCUUUCUUCUUGUCCUUGGCAGUAGGAGUCGCCGGUGUCACGCCGUGGGAUGAAGGGCGCCGGAGCUCGCAGGCGCGGCGAGGCGAUGGGACGGAUGCGGGCGGCCCCGAGGCCUCACCGGAGCCGGCAGAUGGGUUCUUGAGAACUGUGCGCGCCAUCUCGGAGCUCGUCGACAAAGAGCCCGAACCAGACUUCCCUGAGGCGGAAGUUGAGCGGCUCUCCUCCUCAAUAACGUUCCUCAGAGAAUGGAGGCACUUCUCUUAUGAGCCAAAAAGUGUAACUUUCACUAAUGGCACUGAGUCAACUUCAUCUAGAGAUGACAUGCACAGUGUAACCUUACCACAGUUUUCAUCUGCUUCUGUUCCCCAGGUCACACCUCCAGAAGACCGGAAGGAUAAUACAGUCAGCUUUGAUUUUAUUCUAUAUGCGGGGGGGAAUGUCUGGGCCUUGGACUGGUGCCCUAGGUUGUGCGACAAGCCUGACUCUUCUAUAAACUGUGAGUAUCUUGCUGUUUCUGCGCACCCUCCUGGUUCUUCUUACCAUAAACUUGGCAUGCCCUUAACCGGGAGAGGUAUCAUUCAAGUUUGGUGUCUGUUAGCACCAUUUGAAGACGCACAUUCUCACCGGUCAAUGAAUGUAUGCAAUAAUAGUAAUCGAAGAGGAAGGCCUAGAAAAAUACCUUGUAGUGAUAAGCUGGAACCUGUUCCAAAAGGACCAAGGGGGAGGCCAAGAAAGAGACCUUACAGUGAUCAGUUGGAACCUGUUCCAAAAAGACCAAGGGGCAGACCAAGAAAGAAUCCGUUGCCAGUUGCAAAAUUUGAAGAUUCAUCCCAAAACGGUGAAAGUCAGGAUAUCAUUCUUUUUGAUCCCCUUUCUACUUCAAGUGUUUUUCCAGAUGACCUUCCAUUGGCUUAUGUCAUGCCAACUGCGAAGUCUGUGCAAUCAACUCCGAAUAAAAGAGGUAGAGGGCGACCUAAGAAAAAUCCAAGUGACAAACUGACAGGCUCAUCUGGUACUGUAUUGGAAGAUGUGUGUACAGCCCCACCUCCAACAACUGCAAUCUGUACAAAACCUAAGAGACCACGGGGGAGGCCUCGAAAAUAUCCAAUUCCAAUGAACAAUGGAUCUGUUUCAGACGCUGAUGUUGAAUUAGGGAAAGGGACAACUUGUCAGCCUGCUUCAUUUGGUUGCAGUUUGGACGACACUGCUUGCACAGAGUUUAAUGCUAAUUUAAGUAUUGUUGCAGUUGAUGCAGCAUUGCCGCUUAUUGACAAACUGACCUCAUCUCCAACAACUGCAAUCUGUACAAAACCUAAGAAGCCACGGGGGAGACCUCGAAAGUAUCCAGUUCCAAUCAAUGGUGGAUCUGUUCCAACAACUGCAAUCUGUACAAAACCUAAGAAACCACGGGGGAGACCUCGAAAGUAUCCAGUUCCAAUCAAUGGUGGAUCUGUUUCAUGCACUGAUGCUGAAUUAGGGCAAGAGACAAAUUGUCAGCCUGUUUCAUUUGGCUGUAGUUUGGACCACACUGUUUGCACAGAGUUUAAUGCUAAUUUAAGUAUUGUUCCAGUUGAUGCAGCAUUGCCAGUAAAAGAAAGCGUGUGUACCGAACCAUCUCCAGCAACUGCAACCCGUAACCAACCUAAGAGAACACGGGUGAGGCCUCAAAAGUAUUCGGACACUAUGAUUGAACUGGGGAAAGAUACAACUGGUCAGCCUGUUUUAUUUGGGUGCAGCAUGGAUCACACUGCUUGCACAGAGUCUGACUCUAGUUUUAGCAUCGUUGCAGUUGAGGGUAAUGCUUGUAAAGGUGCUCUGCCUAUCCACAUUUCACCUAAAUCAAGUAAUAAAAGAGAGUCAAGUGGCAGGAGGGGAAGAGGAAGGCCUAAAACGAUACCACUUUCUGCUGGAACUGGUCGUUUUGUGGCUUCUGGUGCCAGCCUCCCAAUGACAACCUCUGUACUGACUAGUCCAAACAAUCCCACAUCUUUGAACAAGAGUGGUGGCAAAUUUAUAGCAAGUAGCCUUGGUUCAUGUGGGUGUGAUAUUGAGAAAUGCAGUGUUCAUUCAGGUGUUUUGUUGUCUGAUGAUGCAUCACCAGCACAUGGCUUAUACAAUGCAAAUUGUAAGGAAGAAUCAAAUACCAAAAUAGGAAAAGAGGGAUCUAGAAAGAAGCCUGUUUCAACUGAGCACAGGCAUUUUACUGAUUUUAAUGUCAAAGAACAAAAACUGCAGACAAUUCCGAAGUCAGGCGAUCCUGUGGUCUUGGUUGAAAACUGUAUGGAAGGACCAGGCCCCAGAAAGGCUAGGGGGCAACUUCAAAGGAUACCUGCUUCAAAUGAGAGUAGUGGCACAUCUGUUGGUGGUGAAACACAUAAAAUGGAGGGAUUAUCCACAUCAAUGACUAAAGGGUCAUCUAAAAGUGAUCACAUGGCUCAUGGGGCUAGUUUGAAUCAGUCUAAGAAUGCAAUUGUUGGUUGCGAUGGCAUGGAAGUUAAUGAAAGCAACACUGCCAAUUAUACUUCUCAUUGUAAUGAAAAUGCACGAGAAAAUCAAGUUGCACCUAGUUUCAAGAACAGUGAUAGGGUCAUUGAUGAAACGGAAGCUGCAGAACUUGUGCCACUCAAGGAAUCAAGGGAAGAUGACAAUAUGUUUAGUUGUGUAAACUCAAACUCAUCUUCAAUUACAAGGGACAUUGCUCAACCAAGAGUUGUCUUGUGUUUAGCUCACAACGGCAAAGUCGCUUGGGACAUCAAAUGGAAGCCUCCUUUACUAAGUCAACCUGAACAGAAAUCACGACUGGGUUUCCUUGCAGUAUUGUUGGGGAAUGGAACUCUUGAAGUGUGGGAAGUUCCAUCACCAUGCAUGAUCCAGAAAAUAUAUUCCCCCUCUAAGGUGGAGGGUUCUGACCCUCGUUUUCUAAAGCUACAACCUGUAUUUAGGUGUGUCAAAGUGAAGUGCAGGAACAGGCAAAGCAUUCCCUUGACAGUUGAUUGGUCACCUUCUCCUCCUCAUGAUAUGAUAUUGGCGGGUUGUCAUGAUGGAACGGUUGCUUUAUGGAACUUCUCGAUACAUUUGCCAACACAAGAUUCAAAACCUUUUAUGUGUGUCACUGCUGAUUCUGUUCCCAUUAGAGCUCUCUCUUGGGCACCAUAUAUAAGUGAAGAAAGCACAAAUACCUUUGUCACUGCUGUAGAGGAUGGUCUAAAGUUCUGGGAUUUAAGAGAUCCAUACCGUCCUCUUUGGGAGCUAACUACUGCUCCAAAGGCUGUAUUAAGUCUUCAUUGGCUAAAGGAUGGAAGGGGAAUCGUUAUCUCACUGGAAGAUGGUACAUUGAAGUUUCUAAGCUUGCCUCGGAUUGCAAAUGAUGUUCCAGCCACUGGAAGACCAUUUGCCGGAACAAAAACUCAGGGUGUUGUAACUUAUCAGUUGUCAGAAUAUUUGAUUUGGAGUGUCCAUGCCUCAGAACCUACAGGUUGUGCGGCUUACUGCGGGGCAGAUGGUACUGCUGUGUACUUUCAGCUUAAUUCAAGAUUCUGGGAUAAAGAACCUGGGCGUAACCGUGUUCCUUAUUUCCUCUCUGGAUCAUUAUCAGAGGAGGGAGAAAAUAUUAAGAUUGGCAGCAGGCUGCAAACAUCUCCAUUACCAAAUGUUCCUGUGGUGACCAAAAAGGGUUCAAAACCAUGCCAAAAUAUAGUUCAGGCGCUCGCUACAAGCGAUGUCACUGGCCUGCUGAUAUGUCAGACCAACUCCCCCACAGGAAACAGUGACGCUGUAAAUCAAGAACUUGACGGUGAUCGAGAUGAUGGAUACAGUGAAGAACAAGCAGCAGGCAUGGUAAACACAGAAUUUGGCGAUGAUCAAGACAAUGGACACAGUGAAGAAGAAGGAGCGGGUGCAAUAAUUUUAGCCAGUCCUACAAAGGAAGAGAAUGAUGGAACAUGGAACAGCAAGGGUGGUGAAUCCCCUAAAGACCUUAAAGUCAUCCCUCCGAAUUCUGUCGCUUUACAUCAAGUGCGAUGGAACAUGAACAAGGGUAGCGAGAGAUGGCUGUGCUAUGGAGGUGCUGCAGGCAUCAUACGAUGCCAGAGGAUCUGA